Molecule: messenger RNA, 843 nt
Organism: Recurvomyces mirabilis
Lineage: Eukaryota; Fungi; Ascomycota; Dothideomycetes; Mycosphaerellales; Teratosphaeriaceae
Exons: 2
Coding region: 1-843 (280 amino acids)
Source: RefSeq, a predicted model, not a curated record
AUGUUCUCUGGGAGGAAAAAGCCUAUAUCGAAGCAGAAGAGCCCUGGGAAGAAGCUACAGAAAAAGCGUCGUCCUGCCGUCUACGGAGACAGUGGUAUGACCCUUGCAAACGUAGGGGGCAUCAAGCUCGAACAGCCAAGGGCGAUGCCGCCGGCCACAAACCUUGUGCAAACCCUGGAGUCUUCUCGGCCACAACUGGCACGAAAUGCGAGUAAGCGUUCAAGCAUAUUCGGGCUCACGCCAGUUCUUGACCACUUCGGAUACGAGGUCGAGUUGAGCUUCCUGACACCUUUGGCUCAAGAGGUGCAGCAUCGCUUGCAACAAGUCACAGGAAUCGGGAUAUACAAGCCUGGAGAUGGACCGGGAAUUGAAAUACUCGUUAUGCAGGACAUGGGUUCAGCGAGAGCCCUUGCGGCGGUGCGAUACUUGACCAGAGACUUCCCCACAGAUCAACGAAUCCUGCUAUGCCGUGAGCUGAAGUCACUUCUAACAGCAGAGCAGCUCACUGUUCUCAAGCGAGCACUGUACACCGUUGAACAAAUUCACUGCGAGGACAUUGACGACCGCAUCGCCACCCCACGAAGUGCAAUUACAGCACCAUUGAAGGCUAUCGUACGUCCUUCGCCUGCUCGUAGAGUAGCAAUCAGUGAGCCAGCACGUCCUAAGUCGAGCAGAGUGCUUGUCGACAACCACCGCUUCUCGCGAGGAGCAGAGCAGAACGUAGAGCGGGCUGGUGGUAGGCGUGAGCAAGGUGAUAUCAGUGUCAGGACGGAUAUCUGCGUGCAGGACAGAGCAAGGCUUUCCGUUCCCGAGAGGAGUACGGUAGUGAAGGUCGAAAGUUGA